Molecule: messenger RNA, 5524 nt
Organism: Cheilinus undulatus (humphead wrasse)
Lineage: Eukaryota; Metazoa; Chordata; Actinopteri; Labriformes; Labridae
Gene: adarb1b
Product: adenosine deaminase RNA specific B1b
Exons: 14
Coding region: 517-2613 (698 amino acids)
Biological process (GO): adenosine to inosine editing; RNA processing
Cellular component (GO): cytoplasm; nucleolus
Molecular function (GO): double-stranded RNA adenosine deaminase activity; double-stranded RNA binding; tRNA-specific adenosine deaminase activity
Source: RefSeq, a predicted model, not a curated record
ACUGCGAGCACUGCAGUACAUGCGACCAUACAACCGCUCACAGCCUGUGUUCGUUUUUCUUCACCGCCACCGACAACACGGAGGGAAACAGCCGUCUGUGUUUUCAAGUGUAGGGACGUAGAAGACCUCCACCGAGCCGGACCUGCAAACUUUCCCUUACAACCCGAACCACCGAGUGGUGAUGAAAGAUGUGCCUAAAUUAGGAUGUUCAGCUCCACUAGAGGCAGAGGGACACAUUGGAGCUGCCUGGCAAGCCCAAACUCACGCUUCCACCACCCACUGAAUUAGACUUUAUUGGAGGAUUCCUUGGCAUUCAUCGAAUUUGGUGUUGACUCAUUGCACAACAACUCAGAGGCGCAGUGAGUGCCAUUUGUGGACUGCUAAAGAUCAGAAAAUAACACAUCUCUGCUCCUGAUUGCUCAGUGGAUCUGCACGGUUUCUCCCAACAGACGCCACAGCAGAGAAGGAGGUGCAGCAGGAGCAAGGCUGCUUUCCGGUCAGAACAAACCUGUCACCAUGGAUGUGGAUGAGGAGGAGAAUAUGAGUUCAAGCAGCGCCGAUGUUAAGGAAAACCGAAACCUGGACAACGUGUCCUGCAAAGACGGGAUGGGAGUGGCUGAGCAGCUCCCAAAUGGCAGCGGCCUGGGCAGUCGAAAGCGGCCCCUAGAAGAGGGAAACAAUGGACACGCACACUCGAAGUUCCGGGCCAAAAAGCGCAAGAAAACGCCAGGGCCGGUCCUGCCCAAGAAUGCUCUGAUGCAGUUAAAUGAGAUCAAACCUGGUCUACAGUACAAACUGCUGUCUCAGACAGGACCAGUCCAUGCACCAGUGUUUGUCAUGACUGUUGAGGUGAAUGGACAAAUGUUUGAGGGCAUGGGCCCAACCAAGAAGAAGGCCAAACUGAAUGCAGCUGAGAAAGCACUGCGCUCCUUUGUCCAGUUCCCCAAUGCAUCUGAGGCACACCUGGCAAUGGGUCGGACCCUGACAGUGAACACAGACUUUACAUCUGACCAGGCUGACUUCCCAGACAUGCUCUUCAAUGGCUUUGAGACACCAGCCGCACCCGAAGAAUCCUUCUAUGUAGGCUCCAAUGGUAGCAGCUCUUUAAACUCACUAGGAGAGUACCCACUGCCCACACCACCUGGCAGCAACCUUGUCCAGCCCCCUUUGCCCCCUCCAUCAGCAUUCAGCUCCCCCUCCAGUGGCAAAAACCCAGUCAUGAUCCUCAAUGAGCUCAGGCCAGGUCUCAAAUAUGACUUUGUCUCAGAAAGUGGGGAGAGUCACGCCAAGAAUUUUGUGAUGUCAGUAACAGUGGAUGCACAGACGUUUGAAGGUUCAGGGCGCAACAAGAAGCUGGCUAAAGCCCGGGCAGCGCAGGCCGCCCUCUCAGCUCUCUUCAACAUGCAGCUAGACCAGACACCAUCCCGACAACCCAUACCCAGAGAGGGAUUGCAGCUUCACCUACCACAGGUUCUGGCUGAUGCCGUCUCUCGUCUGGUGGUGGAUAAGUUCAGUGAGCUGACAGACAACUUCACCUCCCCCCAUGCACGACGGAAAGUCCUUGCAGGGGUUGUCAUGACAACAGGGACUGAUGUAAAAGAGGCACAGGUCAUUUGUGUCUCUACGGGAACCAAAUGCAUCAACGGUGAGUACAUGAGCGACCGUGGCCUGGCUCUCAAUGACUGCCAUGCUGAGAUAAUCGCCCGACGCUCGCUCAUCAGGUACCUCUACACUCAGCUGGAGUUCUUCCUCAGCAACAGCAAGGAUGACCACCAGAAGUCUAUAUUUGUACCGUGUGAAAAAGGAGGCUACAGGUUAAAAGACAACGUUCAGUUUCACCUCUACAUCAGCACCUCACCCUGUGGAGACGCCCGCAUCUUCUCCCCUCAUGAGGCUGGAGUUGAAGAUCAGGGAGACAGGCAUCCCAACCGGAAAGCACGAGGCCAGUUAAGGACCAAAAUUGAAUCAGGAGAGGGCACCAUCCCUGUGAGGUCCAGCAACACCAUCCAGACGUGGGACGGGGUGCUACAAGGGGAGAGAUUACUUACUAUGUCCUGCAGUGACAAGAUUGCAAGAUGGAAUGUGGUGGGCAUUCAGGGCUCUCUGAUGAGCUACUUCACAGAACCAAUCUACUUCUCCAGCAUCAUCCUCGGCAGUCUCUACCACGCUGACCACCUCUCCAGGGCCAUGUACCAACGCAUCGCAGACAUCGAAGACCUGCCCCAGCAGUUCACUCUCAACAGGCCUCUACUCAGUGGAAUAAGCAAUGCAGAGGCCAGACAGCCAGGCAAGGCCCCCAACUUCAGUGUGAACUGGACGGUUGGCGACCAAGGUCUGGAGGUUAUCAACGCGACCACAGGCAAGGAUGAUAUGGGUCGCCCCUCACGUCUCUGCAAGCACGCCCUCUACAGCCGCUGGGUGCGCCUGCACUCCAAGUUGUCGUCCAUCUUGUGGAACAAGAUGCUGAAGCCCAGCUCCUACCAUGAAGCUAAGCAGGCAGCCACCGAGUACCACUCUGCCAAGCAGGCGCUCAUCAAAGCCUUUCACAAGGCCGGCCUGGGGGCCUGGGUCAAAAAGCCUAUCGAGCAAGACCAGUUCACCCACAGCUCCUGAGGGAGUCAAGGGACCAAGGGAACCCCAAACCCCCCCACCCACUCCUACCUUCCUGACCCAGGCCUAAAAGCAAGACCCCCCACCCCCUCCGUCCUUAUUAACAACCAGCCCACAGAGAGACUUACCUCCGCCCCACGUGUCGGCACGCACGUGCACUUUGUACUUGUGGAAACACAAGUGCGUAGUCUCACAAACCAUCCAUAGCUCAUCUUCGUCAUUCCUCAGAGGACGUCAGCCUCACCUUGUCUUUAAUCAUCGUUUUAUUUUUGUCCUUUAACUUUGAGUUUUAACCAAUAAUGUUUUUUCAUCUGCUUUUAAAACUGGAACCAUGGUUUUUACAUGUUUGUUUAUGUUUCCCACAGAAUGUGUUUUUAUGCCAUAGAUGUAAAAGUUGAAAUGAAACAGUUUUGUCUGUUUUUCUUGAUCGAUGAGUGUAGCCAGUUAAAGGUAAAUGUAGCCUAGAAACACGGGAUCUUUUUAACUAGAGUCAGUGUUUAUGGACCUUAAAUAUAUAUAUACUAGCUGAAAUGGAUGAGGAAUUUUUAUUUAAAGAUGCAAACAUUUUUAAGAUGUAAAUCUAGAAUUGAAAAGAAAAACCAGAAAAUAGUUUUAAAACAAGUAAUGUGUGUUAUUUGGUCCAUUCCUUAGAUGAGACUACCUGUUCUUAGCCCCUGUAUUAAAGACUAAAAUGUUACAAAAUAUCGUGGUCCUGUGUGAUUCACUGACUGAAACCAAGCAGUUUAGUCCAUCAUUGUCUUUUUUAUGUCUCCAUUUCUUCAUGUAUUUGUCCUUUACGUUGAUUCAUGUCACUCUCAUUCCAUACUUGAACCGUCCGGGAGGGGACCACAUCUCCUCCCCCCCUCACCUUGGUCCUGGGACAAGCUUUUGGAGUGGCUGCACGUUGUAUCUUUUUCCUCAAUCUAAGCCAUGGCUUUGCAUGGGAACUGAACUGGGAGGCGUACAGAGAAGAAAAACACGUGGUGGAGAGCGUCCAUCAGUGAAUGAUUUUUUUGAAUGAAUGCCAGCAUCUUCCUCCACAGGCAGCUUUGAAUCUUUGUCUCUCUAUUUUCUAGAGUUCUCGUGAUUGUGUGUUCGUUUCUGGGGGGGGAGGGUAAGGGACCGUGUUUAUUUUCAUUGUUUUCUUAUGUUUGGGCAUUUGAGGAGUGGGGAUAUUACUGCAGUGAAUACCACAUAAACAGACCUCUCAGAUCUUGUAACUAUGUAACUUUGUGGCAGGGAUCCAUGGUAGCUGUCCGUUGAACUCUUACUAGAAAGCAUGGUCUAUGUGCUGUAGAGACACAUACAGUAUAUGAAAUUACAUUCACUAGAUGCAACACAGUCUGUAGUGAUAGCCUGGAAUGCUAACAUGUUGUAAAUCCUCCAUAUGAUUUUAAAAAAGAGGAACACUACCAUUCCCUUUAUGCAAAUAUCUGACAAACCAGUAGGUUCAAACCAAAUGUAUCACGGUGUGAUGUCACUUCCUUUUUCCUCUAUCUACAUCUGCAGAUACGCUAGUUUAAGAAGACAUUCGUGAUCCAAGCUGCCAUCUUUACACCCUAUGUCCUCUUCUUUUACAUCUCUAAACGAGGACAAAAUAACUGCAGUGAAUCUGUAUUCAAAGUUGUGUAUGUGCGUGUGUUUUCAAGCAUAAUCUGUGGAAUCUUCACCAAAGAUGAUGAUGUCCAUGUGUUUCUGCCCUUGUUUUUUUUUUAAAUCUUACUUUUCCCCUCUAUAAAUCAACCCUUUACUGUUUGGUUUUUGUAUAUCCUAACAAUAUAUUUUGAUUUGUACAAAAUCUGUAUAUUCCAUUCAGUAUGGGGGGGAGCAAAUGAACUGUCAGGCUUCUUUAGUGCAUUUGUAGCCGUUGGUGGCCACGUGUAAACUGUAACCUGCGAUCAUUACUGCUGCCGUAUAUCUCUGUGUAUAUAAGGAACAAAAAAAACACCCAUCCCAUCUGGAAACUGGACUCUUCUCUGUUGUUGUUGGGAUUGUGAAGAUGUUAAUGAUUGGUUCUCUGUGACACAUUAAGCAUGGCACUAGCACUGCCGGGGUUAACAGGCUUCAUCCCCAUUGUAGCCACCAAUGUUUAAAAAUAUGCACUGUGUGGUGUCUCAGCUAAAAGUGGCAUCCACCAGCGGGCACGUGUGAUGUCAUAAAUGUUCAUUUUAUACGUGUAUUUGCUCUUUUUAUAAGUCGGGAAUAGAAAAGCAGGAAAAUUGAAUCUACCGGUGUCGACUUGAAGGUGGAAACUUUGAAAUUUGGUUCCAAAUAUAGUCACAGAAAACGUCAGCCCCCCCCUGACAAACAGACCCAGACCAAAGUCACAAGCAAUACUCCUGAUGUCUCCUUUAAUGUCAGCCGUCACAAACAGGAGUCUGAAUGAAGUUUUCCCUCCCCCUCUGCUCCUCCAACCUCUGUUCUUCUUCUGUUUCUCUCUACAAAGCUGUCUGAGGUUUUAUUUUGUAUAUUCCCCCCUCUAAAGACUGCCUGCUUGUAGUUAUUUUCUUUCCUUUGACUGCACUAACGAUGUCAACUGAUGAUGUCAUGAUAUAUAACCGUCCCUGUCUCUGGAUUGGAUGGCAACUAUCACAGCAAGAACUGAACUGCUUCUGCUUAACCCUUUGUGAAUCCUCUAUGAUGGUCAGUAUCCCUCCUGCAGCUGCGUCUGUAGUGGAGUUUUCUUUAUGGUUUUUUAUUUUUUUUGUGACCCCAGAGUGGGCGGGGUGUGCCCACUCAGGGUUUCACAUGCCCGUUCUCUUUCUAUCUCUCCAGCUGUCUGAUGUGUGAUAAAAAACCUCCACCGACAAAAAUCCACAACCUUGCAUGUACCAACACUGAAGCUGCACCUCGCAUGAUGACAAACUUUUAAAGGACUCGAGUAGAUAAAAAAAGAAAAGAAUCUAAAGAUAGA